Alnus glutinosa is the source of this 1859-nucleotide messenger RNA. RefSeq lists its product as uncharacterized. The record is from RefSeq and is a predicted model, not a curated record. Gene Ontology annotation, molecular function: RNA binding. NCBI's taxonomy places the organism in Eukaryota, Viridiplantae, Streptophyta, Magnoliopsida, Fagales, Betulaceae. Bases 54 to 1484 code for a protein of 476 amino acids. The transcript is spliced from 4 exons.
UGGCACUACACAACUACAGUUUUGGAGAAGAACAAGGAGCUUGAGCGACAAAGAUGCUAAGCACAGGAGUGUUUCCACCACCCUGCAAUUCAAAGUCUCUUCUCGCUCGUCAAUGCACUACCACAACCUCCCUCUCAGUCCCACCCAAAACCCACCUCUCUUUGGUACCAAAUACAUUCUCAACUGGUUCGCUUUAUGCAGUCUUUUGUAAAAACCACUCCUUUAUCUCUUCCUUACCGCAAUUCCAGCAAACCCAUCUCGCUUUUCGUGUCUUUUAUCAACGUCAAGGUUGUGGGUUGGGCGUACGUGCUUUGAAUAAGCGUGGGACAGGUGACGUUGGGCACAUGGAAAUGGAUGGCUUUGAUGAUGACGACGAGUUAGAUGAUAAUGAUGAUGAUGAUGAUGACGAGGGGGAGGUGGUGGAUGAGGAUGAGAUGUUAUUGCCUUUCGAGAAGAUGAACCAGUGGCUGAAGAACAAGCCGCGAGGGUUUGGUGAAGGGAAGGUAUUUGACACCUCUAUUGAGGACAAGCUGCUUGAAGAAAUGGAGCAGAGUAUGCAGGCACAGGCUGCUAAUGUCAAUAAGCUUAAGAACGAUCCCAUACCGCCUACUUCCAUGAAAAACGGUCCCAAAAAAAUAGCUCCUGAAGUUGUUCCAAGUGGAGUUCAAGUACGUGUUGCCAACCUUCCUAAGAAAAAGAACAUCCAAAGGGAUUUGAAAUCAGCUUUCCUAGGGGUCCCUGGUAUACUUAAUAUAAUCCCUGCAGUUUCUGGGAACAAGAAGACUAGGGAUCCUGUCUGUAAGGGUUUUGCGUUUGUUGUUUUCAAGUCUGAGGAGUAUGCAACUAGGUUCAUACAGAUGUUUUCUAGACAAAGUAUUAUGUUUGGUAAAAUUCAGAAGCAGAUAAAAUGUGAGAUUAUGGAUUCACAGUCUCCAAACCCUGCUCAUGUACAAUCAACAGACAUUCCCUAUACUGUUUCCCAUUUAGCAGUUCUGGACUUGGAAGGGGACAGAAACAGAGAUUCCAACAUGGAUGAUUCUUCUCUGAAUUCAUGGGAGGAGAACAACUCUGAUGAAUCUGAUGUUCUAGAUACUGAGCUCAUUAGAGCAGAUGUAGAAGACAUCAGCGAGAACCUGGAAUCGAUCAGCGUAUUGAAAGUAAUGGGUGAUGAUAGUAUGGAAGCCAAGGCAGAUUCUUUAACUCAUUCAUUCUCCCCAAAGAAAGAGGGAACUUGGGCACCUGAGAAGGAGCUACUUGCUGAAGGAAAAGGAGACAAGGUUCCUGAAAAAAAGCUACAUGUGAAAGUGAAAGGCGAAAAUGUUCUUGAGAAAAAGCCACGUGCAAAAGAAAAGAGGGAGAAGGUUCUGAAGUUGGGUGUUCCAGGGUCUGCAAAGAGGUUAAAGAUCAAGGAGAAGGCUGUACUAGCUGAUGUUUUCUCUAAAUAUGGAGUACAAGCUGCUUUGGCUUCACAGGAAGGGAGCUAAUCAGUUUACUGUAAAUCAUUUGAAAUUUGAUAAGAUGAGACCAUUACUACAAAUAUGGAAUGGAAAUGACAUAUGCAUGAAGAAAUUAUGGUCCCCAUGAAUUUUUUGUUGGUGCUUUUCAUCUGGGUCAGAUGAUAAUUGAUAAUUGAUCAGAGAACCUGUUCUGCGACCUCAGAUGAUGUAAAUUUCCAAUUCUGGGCACUUUUGAUCCAGCAUGAAGCAAUACUUUCACUUUUGUGUGAACAUUGUCUUCUUGAACUUCACAUUAUUUUCUGGAUUGUGGCCAAGUUUUUAUACUCCAAAUGAGGUUUCUGUGCCCUUCUUGGUUUAUGUAACUUAUUCCAUCUGAAUGGUCAGGACUCAUUCUUGUUUUAA